AUGGGAAUUUGGCCAUUGAAGAACUACAUUCCGAUAUUUCUCUUCUUUUUCAUAUAUCUUUCCAUUCAUUGUUCUUUAGCAAUCGCUGAAUUAUUUUGGGCUCCAAAAACUUUGGAGAAUGUCGUAUCGAACAUAGCAGAAAAUAUUGCCUCAACAAUGACACUUACGAAAAUUACAAUCACCAGAAUGAACAGAGAAGCAUUACGUAAAUUAUUCACAGAACUCGAGGAGUUUUCAUUGACUGAGAAAUACGAAACUAAAGAGGAAAAACUGACAUUCGUAAAUUAUACUAAAUUACCUCCAUAUUUUAUUAUAGUAAUUACCUCUUCAAUGACAGUGGCCGAAUUAUUGUAUUAUAUGAAUCGAGUUACCGAAGGAAUUCAAAUUGCUUUCAAAUUCAUCUCGAAUCAUAUUUCUCAUUAUGGCAUGAAUAUUUUUAUGAAAGGUGACUUGAAAAUAUACAGAAGAAAUGACAAAGUCGCAAUUGAUUUGAAAAGAAUUAAAAAAAAAAUUAUAUCUAACUCAAAGCAAAACAAUUCCAUGGGUUAUAAAUUGCCGUAUAGGACAUUAGAAAUCAUGGAUUUAAGGGACAGCAGGAUUUAUGCUUUGAUAUGCGCUUAUCAACUAAUACUCGUACCUGCUAUUAUAUUAGGUUACGUAGGAUUCGACUGCAUGUUCGUCAAUUUAUCCAUUCAAGUAAUUACACAGUUCUCCAUGUUAUCCUAUAAAGUGAAAUCAAUAAUAAAUAAUUCUAAAAAUUAUCGUGAUGGUAUGAAGAAACUUAUCUUACGACAUUAUCGAUUGAUAAGAUUGACGGAAACAUUGGAGGAUAACUUUAAUUUAACGAUUAUGCAGCAACUGUUUGGUACCACUAUUCAUAUCUGUCUUUCCGGUUACUACGUAUUGAUGCAAGCUUCUUUCGCUGUAUUUGCUGAUCAAGUUCGGCCACAUUCGUGCAAAAAUUAUCUUCUAGCAUGGCAAACUGAUAAACAAGCAGAUCAAUUUCCAUACCUAACGAUUAGUAAGGAAACGAAGGAUAACUUACAAUCGUUCCUGUUCUUUGUGUAUAUCUCUUCCGUUAUAUGCACUCUAUUUAUUUACUGUUUCAUCGGCGAGUGUUUUAUUCAGGAAAGUUCUAAUUAUGGUAAUGCCAUUUAUAAUUACGACUGGUAUAACUUACCGGUAACAGAAUCGAAAUUUUUUCUUAUUUGUAUGACACGUACGAAGAAGCCGCAAUUUUUAACAUCUGGCAAAUUUGCGGUCUUGUCCUUGUCCAUGUUCACGGACAUCCUCAAAACUUCAAUUGGAUAUUUAUCGGUACUGCGAACAUUUGUGUGA
Vespa crabro (European hornet) is the source of this 1338-nucleotide messenger RNA. RefSeq lists its product as uncharacterized. Gene Ontology annotation, cellular component: plasma membrane. The transcript has 8 exons. The record is from RefSeq and is a predicted model, not a curated record. Bases 1 to 1338 code for a protein of 445 amino acids. Gene Ontology annotation, biological process: sensory perception of smell; detection of chemical stimulus involved in sensory perception of smell. Gene Ontology annotation, molecular function: olfactory receptor activity; odorant binding. NCBI's taxonomy places the organism in Eukaryota, Metazoa, Arthropoda, Insecta, Hymenoptera, Vespidae.